Messenger RNA from Acomys russatus (golden spiny mouse), 960 nucleotides. Its product is annotated as taste receptor type 2 member 39-like. Gene Ontology annotation, cellular component: membrane. Gene Ontology annotation, molecular function: bitter taste receptor activity; G protein-coupled receptor activity. Gene Ontology annotation, biological process: G protein-coupled receptor signaling pathway; sensory perception of taste; detection of chemical stimulus involved in sensory perception of bitter taste. The transcript has a single exon. Bases 1 to 960 code for a protein of 319 amino acids. The record is from RefSeq and is a predicted model, not a curated record. NCBI's taxonomy places the organism in Eukaryota, Metazoa, Chordata, Mammalia, Rodentia, Muridae.
AUGGCUCAAUCCAGAAACUACUGGAAACAAGAUUCGUUACCACUCUCCAUCUUAAUAUUUACAGUUGUGGCCACUGAAUGCACUAUCGGUAUCAUUGCAAACGGGAUCAUCAUGACUGUGAAUGCAGUCUCAUGGGUUCAGAAAAAGGCGGUUUCCAUAAAUGCUAGGAUCCUGCUUCUUCUGAGUGUAACCAGAAUAGGUCUCCAAAGCAUCGUCUUGAUAGAAAUGACCUUCUGUAUACUCAGCGUUUCUUUUUACAACAGUGUUUUCUAUGAUAUCUCCAAAGUAAUUUUUGUAUUCUUAAAUUACUGUACCCUCUGGUUUGCUGCUUUGCUUAGUUUCUUCCACCUUGUGAAGAUUGCCAAUUUCUCUUACCCUCUGUUCCUCAAGCUAAAGUGGAGAAUUUCUACACUGAUGCCCUGGCUUCUGCGGCUGUCAGUGUUUAUUUCUUUCACUUUCACCAUGUUCUUCUGCAAGAACACCUACACCGUCUAUUCCAACAGUUCUCGAAGCUUCACCAUCUACAACUUCACAACGAAAUUCUACUACGUUGAGACCAAGGUGGUCAGCAUGGCUUUUUUAUUCAGUUUGGGAAUCCUCCCUCCUCUGAUCAUGUUCACUACAGCGGCCACUCUGCUGAUUGUCUCUCUCAAUAGACACACCCUGAACAUGAGAAACUGUGCCACUGGCUACGGAAACCCCAGCAGAGAGGCUCACAUGCAGGCCAUCAAAGAAACCAGCUGCUUUCUCUUUCUCUAUAUUUCAAAUGCAGCUGCUCUGUUUCUGUCCGUAUCUAACAUAGUCAAUGUUAGUCUCCUCUGGAGUAUUGUGAUCAGAAUUGUCCUGCCUGCCUACCCAGCUGGCCAUUCAGUUUUACUGAUUCUUAACAACCCUGGAUUAAGAAGAACAUGGAAGCAGUUUCAGUCCCAAAUCCAUCAGUACUUACAAAAUAGAUUCUGA